Molecule: messenger RNA, 1881 nt
Organism: Camellia sinensis
Lineage: Eukaryota; Viridiplantae; Streptophyta; Magnoliopsida; Ericales; Theaceae
Product: polyadenylate-binding protein RBP45
Cellular component (GO): cytosol
Molecular function (GO): mRNA binding
Source: RefSeq, a predicted model, not a curated record
AUAUCCUCUCUCUCUUUCUCUACCCCCCAAUCUCUCUCCACGGUUUCGAGAUUAGGGUUCCUCCGAUCCCUCUCGCACCUUUACAAUCAUCCAAACUCUAUACCUAUAGAUAUAGAUCAGUAUCUCUAUCUAUCAUCUCUCUAGGGUUCCUCUUCUUUCUGUAGAUCUAUUUCUUUGUUGGGGUUAGGGUUAGGGUUUUAUUCGAAGAUGAUGCAACCAGCAAGCGGUGUAGUCCCUCCUCCAAUGCCUCCGAUGCCAAUGGAUCAACAACAACAACAGCAGCAACAGCAACAACAGCAGUAUCAGCAGUGGAUGAUGAUGCAGCAGCAGCAGCACCACCACCAGCAACAGCCGCCGCAGCAACAGCCGUAUCAGCAGCAGCAGCAGCCGCCGGUGUGGGCGCAGCAGCCACCGCAGGCGGCGGUGCCGCAGCAGCCUCAGCCGCAGGCCAUGCAGAUGCAGCAGGCUCAGCAACAACAGCAGCAGUAUCAGGGUUCGGCUGGUUCGAAUGAGAUCAAGUCGCUUUGGAUCGGGGACUUGCAGUAUUGGAUGGAUGAGAACUAUAUCUACACCUGUUUUGCUCAAACUGGAGAGCUUUCUUCAGUGAAGGUUAUUCGCAACAAGCAAACUGGCCAACCUGAGGGUUAUGGUUUUAUUGAGUUUACAACUCGCGCAGCUGCAGAAAGGCUGUUACAAACAUACAAUGGCACAUUAAUGCCAAAUUCUGAACAGAAUUUCAGACUGAACUGGGCCACUCUUGGUGCUGGUGAAAGGCGUGCAGACGACGGUCCAGACUAUACAAUAUUUGUUGGAGAUUUGGCUGCUGAUGUUACUGAUUACAUGUUGCUAGAAACAUUCAAACCUCACUAUCCGUCAAUAAAGGGUGCAAAGGUUGUUACUGACAGAAUGACUGGGCGUACCAAGGGUUAUGGGUUUGUUAGGUUUGGAGACGAGAGUGAACAAGUGCGUGCUAUGACUGAAAUGAAUGGAGUGCUCUGUUCUACUAGACCCAUGCGGAUUGGAGCUGCUGCUACCAAGAAACCAGCCGGUGGAGGUGGUCAGCAAUACCAGAAAGCUACCUACCAGAAUUCAUCUACCUAUCAGAAUUCUCAGGGAAGUCAGGGCGAGACUGAUCCAAAUAAUACAACAAUAUUUGUUGGCGGUUUGGAUGAGAGUGUCUCAGAUGACCUUCUGAGACAAGUGUUUGGCCAAUUUGGUGAGUUGGUUCAUGUGAAAAUACCAGCAGGCAAGCGUUGUGGCUUUGUUCAAUUCGCUGACAGAGCUUGUGCUGAGCAAGCGCUGUCAAUGUUGAAUGGUACUCCAUUAGGUGGACAAAAUAUUCGACUUUCAUGGGGUCGUAGUCCUUCAAACAAACAGGCUCAACCCGAUCAGGCUCAAUGGAAUGGUGCAUAUUAUGGAUACGCUGCUCAAGGAUACGAGGCAUAUGGAUAUGCACCUCCUCCUCAAGAUCCUAACAUGUACUAUGGAGCCUAUCCUGGCUAUGGGAAUUACCAACAGCCACAGCAGUGAUCCAAUGCCAUCCGCAGGGAAGCGUGAGGGGGCCAUCGUGAGUGGGUUCACUCGGUUCCAGUUUCAGCUGGUUAGCUGCACAGUUGUCAAGUUCAUUGAACUGGCUGUAAUAUGAUGGUUGUUUUGGUUGUGGAGUUAGUAUACUAUUAAAGAGUAUUUUCUUCUGCAUUGUUAUCUUCCUUUUUGUGCUUUCCCUUUUCUGUUUUUAGCCUUUCUUUGAGCAACUUGAGUGUUGGAAGUAUAUUAUGACAGUAUCGAUGCACUUUCUCCUAUGAUAACUAUGGUUGACAUCGUAUUUAUGUCAUGGAUGUGGAUUAUUACUGUUUUUGGAUAUAUAUGUGUUUAGUUGUA